ACUUGGACCGAUGAGCAAGUGGAGUAACGGAGAUCCCCAGAUAGUCAAUUAUGGCUUGUGCUUGUUCAGAUUUAAAUUCUUCCUCUGUUCUCCGGGGUGCUACUCUCAAGCAACUGAGGAACAUUCACGCGCGUCAACUUGCCACGCUUGCUUGCAAUUGCAACAACCACCUACAUGAGCGUCCAUCAUUAAAUCGGUUUGUGAAGCUGCAUCGGAUACUUACACGGAUGUGACUGAACUCAUCCGAAGUUGUGCGAGAGGAGUGUUACAUCGUCUUGGAAGUCUGGAAAUAAUGGCAACAAGUGGAUCGUCAAGGUUCUCAAGUCAAAAAAAGCCUCCUGCAGGUGCUAGAGGCGACACCCGUGUAGAAAAGUGCGAAGUGUUCUACACAUCUCUGUCUGACAAAUUGGAUGCGCUAGAGCAGAAGGUGGAACCACAAUGGUUGACGCUGGAGUGGGUGUCGCUUGGGAUCGAAUUCAUGCGGUCCACGUUUUCAGAAAUAAUGGUCCUGUUCGAGGACGUGCGAGCUCUAAUGCCCGACGUCAAAGUGGCUGAGGAGAUGUGGAUCGAGGAGUACAUGAUAGAGAGCAUGAAGCUACUUGAUGUCUGCAAUGUCCUCAAACCUGCGGUAUCAAGGUUUGAGCAUUUCAUGAUGUGCGUACAGCUCGUCGAACAAGCUCUGGAAAGAUCCCGGGCAGGAAACCAAGAUUGCGCAUCGAACAGUACCCUGAUGGCUGCACUGCAAACCUAUGAAUCUAAGCUAAGCGAAAUGAUCCACCCACUUAGCACUGUGGAAUUAUCACAAACGCUGGGGUUGCAGUUUAACCCAAAAGGCACCACGGGCAGUCCCCAGCGGUAUGCAAGCAUUGCCAUCGGCGAAAAAUUCACAAUUGAUAGCAGUAACGUCGUUGCUCAACCAUGGCCAUGUCCUUCUAGGCCUAACCAUGACAACAGUGGAAUCUACAAAACCUCGAGGAGCACCGCAAGGCUAGCCCAAGUCGCGCGCGCAACGGGAAAGACAACCGACUUCGUCUCCAGCGUCCUCAUUUGGGCCCUUCAGAGAGACCCGUCCGCCUAUCCAUCUUCCACCACCUGGCAGCAAAACCUCGAGACGUUCCGCGGAGACGAUACCCUCUGGUCUCCUUCGUUCCGCAGGUUGCAAGAGCGGCUAAAGAGGGAACUCUUCGAGGUCUUGAGUGACGAUCGUUGUGUGAGGCGCCAAUUCGCGUUCGAAGAGGUCAAACUUGUGCAGGACUGCACGAUGGGCAUAGUCGCGGAAAUCAAGGAACCGACAUCACGAAAACAGACCGGGGAGGAAUCAUCGAUAGAAUCCCUGGACAAGCUGGAGAAGCAGCUAGUGGCGCUGGUCGAAAAGAUCCAGGUGCGACUGGAGAGAGUCUCGACCCAACUGAACCAACUCUUCGAUGAGCUGGUCCAAGCUCGAAAGAAGCUCUUGGAUGCUACCCAGCGCCCAGGCAUGAUCCAUCGCGCCCACACCUUUUGAACAGGUCCACCACCAUCUCGACAAUCGCGUCCGAUGCUUCAAUUCCUGACACCAACUCACACCAAGCGACUGCUUUCCUUUAAACACUGCAAGUCUGGCUCCUCUAGAUCUUAGAUUUAAGUUCCACUACUUUCCCGAGAUUAGACUUGAAGUGUAAUCUUCUAGUAUGCAUGAGAGGUUUCUCCUUGAAUUUUCGGUCCAUGGCUAUUCGGUGAACUGAUUCAUCUAGUAGUGUUGCUUGUUCGCCGAGCGUCCGCUCGCAUUGAUCGAUCCGUAGCUUCUGGUUCGAUAGCCGUCUGGACUGGCUGCUAGGGAGAAUCGGUCCCCACGCUCUUAUCUAUGAAUGGAAAGUCAUCGUUUCCUGCGGACAUCAUGAACACUUCCAAAAUCUCAAGCAAAUUCCAUAAUGGAAAUAUAAUUUCA
Messenger RNA from Physcomitrium patens, 1927 nucleotides. RefSeq lists its product as uncharacterized. The record is from RefSeq and is a predicted model, not a curated record. Lineage: Eukaryota; Viridiplantae; Streptophyta; Bryopsida; Funariales; Funariaceae.